AUGAGCGACGGCCCGAAAGAAGGCGUGAAGGAGGUGUGUAUACCCGAGGCAUGUACAAACUUUGACAUGGAGACAAAUAUAUCCACAUCAAAGAUUGCUCAGGAUUUUGAAGGAAUAACUCUUGCAAAGAACACUGCUAUGCGUAGAAGAAGGCAUUCAUUGUUCGAGACAAAAGAGUUGCCCAAGAUACGAGAGGGAGACCAUGGUGUCGCCGUCAUGACACAUGCUGAUUAUCCUUUGCGGAGUCGCUCGAAAUCCCUUCCGUUCGAACCUGAAAAGCGAAAGAUUCCAAUUGGAUUCGAGCAAGAAAACGUCAGAAAGCUUCUUCAAGAGGUUCUGGAGAGUAAACUUAAAGGAAGAAGUUAUGUAGCGAGCGAAUGCGCAGCGUUAACACGAGAACUAGUAAACAUUAUGCGCGACAAAGUUGCAGCACUCGAUUUGAACAAGUACAAAUUUAUUUGUACUUGCUGCAUUACGCAGAAACUCAAACCGCCUCUUGCCAUGCAAAGUGGCUGCGCCUGGGAUGAAAGCACGAUAGGGAUUGAUAAAGACGGUUUCGCUGAAUUUGUUUACAAGAACGACGAUCUCAUCGCAGUUGCUACGGUUUAUGGAGUUCACGCUCAGAAGAGGACGCAAGGACAGAGGUACAUAAAGAGUAUCAAGGGAUCCAUUUACUCGCCCAUCCCAGAGUGA
Messenger RNA from Pocillopora meandrina, 693 nucleotides. Lineage: Eukaryota; Metazoa; Cnidaria; Anthozoa; Scleractinia; Pocilloporidae. The record is from the annotation of a GenBank genome assembly.